This is a messenger RNA of Tarenaya hassleriana, 1299 nucleotides long. Its product is annotated as transmembrane protein 97. Gene Ontology annotation, cellular component: endoplasmic reticulum. The transcript has 2 exons. Bases 65 to 571 code for a protein of 168 amino acids. NCBI's taxonomy places the organism in Eukaryota, Viridiplantae, Streptophyta, Magnoliopsida, Brassicales, Cleomaceae. The record is from RefSeq and is a predicted model, not a curated record.
GUCAACGAUUUGCUUGGAACCCUCAGAUUCAGAAGCAGAGAAUCCAUCGGAGAAGGAAGAAACAAUGGGAGCAUUCUGCAAGUUGAUCGAUUUCGUUCUCUUCUUCUUCUUCGCCGUUAUCGCUGUCUCUGCCCCGCUCAUCGACGGUCAAACUUCUCUUCCGAGCGGUAUCUACCCGGAGGCCCUCGUCGAUCUGAAGAAGUGGUACAGCACCGAGUUCGGAGAUUACCUGUUCGUCGAGAAGCCGAAUUUUCUCGUUGGACUCGUCUGGCACGAGCUCCUCUUCCUGUGGCCGCUCUCGAUCGCCAACAUCUACGCCAUUCUGGCCGGGAAAUCCUGGUUCGGUACCUCCUGCUUGUUGUUCGGAGCUUCCAUCGUGGCUUCCAUGGCUGCCACACUGGGAGAGCUUUUAGGUUCAGGCAAGGCAUCUGACAAGUUGCUGAUGAUGUAUGUGCCCUUCCUGGGCUUCGGGAUGCUGGCCAUUCUCCGUGGUCUAGUUUCUUCUUCUUCCAAAACCACUGGGGCUAGCAGCAAGAGGUCUGCGAUUUUGGCCAGGAAAAAGCGCGCCUGAGGAUUUGAUCCAUUCUCCUAUGGAUCCGUUCACAAAGAACUUCUUGCCAGAGUAAUCGGUUUUUUUCCUUUACUUGAGAUAAUUCUUCGUUUCUUCUCAUCUUUGUUGGACCCUUGUUGAGAAAUUUUUUGUUGCUGGCAAUAGAAUGCUUAUUCCUUGGUUGGAUUGAGGUUAAUGGUGGCAAAAAUGAGAAUCAGUUUGUUCACACCCAAACCAGAACCAAUGGCUAAAAACUGGCAACAAUGAGUUGCUCUGUAAUGAUUCUUUCAAGAAAAGGUGCGAGCUUUAAAAAGAAUACGACUUUACUCCCACUUCACAGCAGAAAAUGCAGAGAAACCAGAAGAAGAAAAUGACUUGAAAACCCUAAAAGGAAAAAGGAAAACACAAUCCCUGAAGAGUUCCCGACCAAGAGUCUUAAAGACAACUGUAACAGCAGACGUCCUUCAACAUGUCUUAACUACAUUCCCUGUCCACUAAAUCAGUAACUUAAGGGGAAAGUCAAUUCCCGAACCUCGUAACCCUUUGACUUUUCACUUGUGUGAAAAAGCUCCCUCUGUUUAGUUUUGAGUUCAGCGGGAAGGAAGAGAACUCAACACUAAACAAAAGAAAUCUGGUAUUCUUGUGAGGUUCGCUCUUGACUCCUCCCCUUCCGAGCAUUCCCUUUCUCACACACAAAAAAAAACUCUCUUCAAACCUGACUUUACUCUGUCUCCAUGUUCUUAUUUCCU